AUGUACCUAGAACCUGUGGUCUUAAAGAGCUUGUUCUCUCAUCCUGAACUCUUAGAAAUUGUUCUUAAAGAGACUCUGGCAACGGAAACGAUUAUUAACCACCUCCUUAUCUAUUUGGAGCGCUAUUAUCAUGUCUCGGAAGUGGAGGAAUACUCAGAUUUGCUUCGGCGAAGUCCCCUUGAUAUCUUGGCCGAUAUUCUAACGCAGCGCGGAAUCGAAAAGAGCCCCUUAAAAAGGAAUGAGAUCAUGAGGCCCUUGCUAACCAAGUGCUACGAACCGAACAUGCGAGUCAAGAUAUUAAUCGCCCUGACCAGCAGUCAUAUCCCCGACAGAUUAUUUUUAUCGCGCACACGUGUGCUCGAGAAUAAUUUGCAUCCCUCUCUCUCCCAGAUCGACAACAAAGACAAAUUCCCGAUUUGGCGAAUAUGCUUGAGUCAAAGGAUACUAAACAUUCUCCUCGAAAGGAAAGACCAGGUUGUAUUUAAGCUGGGCGCCAAUGUAGGGGGCGUGCUGUUGAAGGUUCCCAAACUAAUUCCGCCACUGGAGCAGGCCCCAGAAGAUCUAGCCCGGGGGGAUAAUCCGCAGGGUCUGAGGCACCCCGAAGGAGACAGACCAGUGCUGCCGGCGCCCCUUCACCGGCUUCCUCCACGUUUGCAAAGGCGCCUUUUGCGCGUCAAUCACCAACUGGAGAACAACGAGGCUUCUGAGGAUGCGUCCGAGGAUGCGGCUGAGGAGGGAAACCGGGGGGAGUGGGAGAGCGGAGACGGUGAAGAGGGACGGCCCGCGUCGGCAGAAGAGGACGAGCCUGACGUUGGGAUUGAGGCUAGUGAUGUUGAAUCUGAUGAGUAUGAGCCUGACGAGUUUCAGGAAGAGAUGCUGGAGAGUGAGGACACCGGUGAGCAGGGCGCCGGCGGGCAAGCUCGAGGGCUUUCUACGUGGAUGGUGAAGUGUCCACUGGUGCACCCGUUAAAGCCGCCAUUUGAGACUGCGAUUGCGACGAAGGACAAAGCGUUCAUUGAGUGGGUGACUGAUUUAUGUCCUGUAGCUGACGUCUGGCCCACGGAGAUGGCACCAUCCGUAUGGAAGAUUAUCUUGUCGAACGGCCUGAUGGAGGCGUGGGAGAACCUGUACCUCAAAGGGUAUACGAAGCCGGCCCAGCACAGCUGGUUGUGUUAUGCGGUACCACAUGAGCGUGCGAUGUUGUUUGUAUAUAGGCUCUACCACGAUCCGUACGAGAAACGUUGGUACGUGCCGGUGGACCCGAUGGCGGUGAAGGAAGCCGCGGACUCAGGCAGUCUGGACGCGAUCCUGUUCUUUGCGCAACGGGGUGUGGACUUCAGCCGCGUUGUCCCGACCGAACACAUAAAGACCGAACCGCGGACGGCCCUCGCCUCCUGUGCCCGAUGUCCGGAAGUCGACCACGCACUGCUCCACCACCUUACGGUCCGGGCCGUUGCCAAAGAUGACGUAGACCAACUGGCCCUCUUCGCAGCGGAGUGCCGAACCGCGCACUACCUGCAGCACCUCGUGGACCAUUACGGCUGCCCUCUCGCGCGAGAUCGGCUGACGCCGUCUGCGGUCCCCUACGCCAUCAGUGACGGCCACUGCUUGAUUGAAAGGGCAGCAACCAAGGGAAACCUCAACGCAGUCAUGUGGCUUCUCUGUCAGUACUUCCGGACUUCUCAGCCAGAGGAAAUUCUCAAGUGCUCAUACUCUGUGGAGCGGUUUGACGACAGGUGUUGGGAGCUUGUAGACGUCGCAUACGGGCUGGGGCCGCAGACGUCAAGAGCAGCUAGUUUGGUAUCGGCUGUUGAACGAUUUCGGACUGAGCGCGACGGCGCGAGUUGA
This is a messenger RNA of Gregarina niphandrodes, 1848 nucleotides long. RefSeq lists its product as hypothetical. Lineage: Eukaryota; Apicomplexa; Conoidasida; Eugregarinorida; Gregarinidae. Bases 1 to 1848 code for a protein of 615 amino acids. The record is from RefSeq and is a predicted model, not a curated record. The transcript has 2 exons.